Messenger RNA from Fusarium proliferatum ET1, 891 nucleotides. RefSeq lists its product as uncharacterized. The transcript has a single exon. Bases 1 to 891 code for a protein of 296 amino acids. The record is from RefSeq and is a predicted model, not a curated record. Lineage: Eukaryota; Fungi; Ascomycota; Sordariomycetes; Hypocreales; Nectriaceae.
AUGAGCACAAGUUCUGGGGAGUCCGGUUCAUGCCUGUUCUGUGGCCAUUAUUUGAAUGAGCACACAAAAGCAAGCCGCUCGCGGUGCAAGAAAUGCAAUAAGCGAUUUUACAUCUGCCAGGCACCACUACAUGAAACGGCUGGCUGGAGAAUAUGCGACAUUCCAUGUGGCUGUGGCUCGAAGUACUACCCCACCACAGCCAAUGGAGCGCGUCGACUGAAACAAACCGAAUUCGCGCCAACUCACCCCCUGUACGAGUCGCCUCCCUCUAACGGCGAGGACACAUCGUACGAGGCAACCUUCAGCACCAGUGCUGCUCCUGCAACUGAGCCAGUCUACGUAAAGCUCAAGAAAAAUGGAGACCAGUUCGAGUUCAGUCACAACAACAAUAAAAUAUUAACCUACGCGGUGCACUGGCGGCCUACUCGUCUCGUUUACCAGGGACAAGAAGAUGAUUUCUGGUUGAUGGAAAAUGAUGGAGUUUCAUAUAUCACCUGGACCCUACCUACCGACAAUCAAGAAGUACAAAGCCAGAGGUCUCUUGGCAAAAGAGUGGCAUAUCCGGCUCAGCCCUCGCACGAACGCACUCUUUCUGAUUCUACGGAUCCUCUCCAAUGGGACGAUGAGAGGAUCGAGGCGGAAACUCAAAUGGCGUCUCAAAUGGCGGGGCUUGCUCUUGGGGGCGGAAGCUCCGACCAAGUUCAAGAUGACCGCGUACACGUCUCUGCACGAUAUUAUGGAAAGGAUAAAGUGGAGUUUAAGAACGAAAACGGUAAGUUAAUUACAUCAUGGAAAUCAAGCUGGGUUCCAAGCGGUGAUGGAUUUGUUUUCGAGAGCAAGGACUAUGGCAAAACGUAUUUCACGAAGAAAAUCAAAGCUGCGAAAAAAUGA